This is a messenger RNA of Macroventuria anomochaeta, 495 nucleotides long. RefSeq lists its product as uncharacterized. The coding region runs from base 1 to 495 and encodes 164 amino acids. The transcript is spliced from 2 exons. The record is from RefSeq and is a predicted model, not a curated record. NCBI's taxonomy places the organism in Eukaryota, Fungi, Ascomycota, Dothideomycetes, Pleosporales, Didymellaceae.
AUGCCUGAUGGUAGUGAAUCUGGUUCUUCAAGUGUUGACGUGGGCUAUUUCGCGCUGCAUGGCAUUACGUCCGGUCCCAACGACGACUUUAACUUCAUGUUCAACCGAUUAGCCAUCAAGGAGGGGUGGUCGAAGACCCAGCGCAAGAAGCGUCGCCACGAAGCCAUCGCAGGUGAGAUCGAAGCGAUCUACGGUGCCGAUACAACGAAACUGGAGAAGUGGCAGGAGCUGUGUCGCGAUGUCAGGAUCGAACCUGUUCCGCAGUCCAUCACUAAGUGCAAGAAGGCUCUGGGCUCGGUCUACGUUAAUCUCGUGAACCUCAUCAACCACCGUCGCAACCGCAGUGUCCCUGUCAUUCUCUUCCCAAACUAUCAAGCAUUCCGCACGUGGACGCUUGGCGGCAAGAAGUUCGGUGACCGCAUCUUUCCGAAGAAGUUGGCGAAAGAAGAAGGCUUCGUCAAGGCGCUUCUUAAGGACUUGCAUUUUCCAUUUUGA